AUGGCAUCUCGAUCAGCCACCAAUCUCGACCACCUCCCGACCGAGAUCCUUGAACAGAUUCUUUUCUCCAUCACUGAUCUCCGAUCGAUUUACCACCUCGUCACGGCUAGCCCGACUGCAUCUCGCGUCUUCGAGUCCUCCGAAGUGGGACCCAAAGCUCUCGAUCAUGCCCUUGCCGCGUCGAUGUCACCCCAUGUGGUCGAGCUGGUCCGCCGCGUCGGUCUGGUCCGCACCGUAACCCCGGAAAAUUCACUGGCAUCGUCGCUCCGGGACUUUGCCGAGAGGUACACCCAGUGCCAAGGCGGCAAGGACUCGUCUCUCAACUUGGCUGCCCCGAGUCUCGCGCGCUCGCUCCGCGGCCAACCUCCUCAGCUCGUCCGGGGCAUCCUCUUGACCGCGCGACGCAUCUGCUGCCUGGCGUGGGCCUGUCUCGAACACUACCGCGGCCAGUGGUCCUCUGUGACCCCAGCCCACCUCGAACGCGGCUUCGCUUGGGGUGCUGGUGGUGAGAAGCCAUGGCGCCAGGUACCCCCUCCUGGGAAGCCGUACAAGCUACAGCCUGUCGGUCCACCUUGCUGGAUGGAGGAGCAACGCGUGAUGCGCGGGUUCUGGAGGUUGCAGCUGCUGAUCGACCUGAAGCUUGCAGUUUCUGAAGGCCGCGUGGACUGGGCCCUGGAGGACAGCCAACGAGAGAUGUCUCCCGAGAUUCUCUUUGCGGGCUGGACCUGGCAAAAAGAGGAGUUCCUCACCGUUGUUGACUUCGUUGAUCGUGUCCAGGGCGGUCCUGUUCUGACGCAAGGCUCUCAGCGUCUCCAGGCCCCCCCUCCAGGCUGCAAGUCUGCAAAGAAGUGGCAAGACCCGGCUUUGCCAGGGGUGGUUGACCCCAGAUGGUCACGAGAGGAAAUAUCAAAGGGACGGCCACCGUGCUGGACGUUCUACAUAGUCAGGCUCUUGAGGAAUCCGUUUUCACCCAUCCGCGGAGUUCCUUUCUGGCCGUACCGUCAGCUAGGACUAGUUAUCUGGGAUGAAGACAAGCUAGAGGCGCUAGAACUAUCGUACAAGCCGUAUGCCUCCAGAGGAAGUAAGCUUCCCACAAGUUCAAGCGACCAAGUCUUCACCUGGAGAAGCCUCUUGAGCCAAGAGCUCAUAGCCGAACUCCAGAGGAACAUGGAAGAGAACUUCCAGAAGAACGGGUUUCGAUUCAUGCCAAGCGAUAAUCCCGAUAUGUGA
Messenger RNA from Colletotrichum higginsianum IMI 349063, 1230 nucleotides. RefSeq lists its product as uncharacterized. The coding region runs from base 1 to 1230 and encodes 409 amino acids. The transcript has a single exon. NCBI's taxonomy places the organism in Eukaryota, Fungi, Ascomycota, Sordariomycetes, Glomerellales, Glomerellaceae. The record is from RefSeq and is a predicted model, not a curated record.